AUGUUACGAGAAGCAUUUAUGGCUGGUAUUUGGUCUGCAUUCGGGAGUACUUUAGGAAAACUGUCGGGUACUCCUACAGUAGUCGGAGACAGCUACUUUCUUUGGAGUUUUUUCUUGGCCCUAAUGCUUCUAGUAAAUACGUGGAGCUGCAGGUGCUAUUUGCAUUCACUAGAUGCAGCUUCUAACUCUGUGUCCCCAACAGUUAUUUCAUCUGCAUCUAGUUAUAUAUUAUCGGGCAUACUAGGUGUGGUAAUAUUUAAAGAAACUUCAUCAUUCCAAUGGUGGAUAGGUACUGCACUUAUAAUCCAGGGACUAGCAUUAAUUGCAAGACAACACAAA
Molecule: messenger RNA, 339 nt
Organism: Brenthis ino (lesser marbled fritillary)
Lineage: Eukaryota; Metazoa; Arthropoda; Insecta; Lepidoptera; Nymphalidae
Source: the annotation of a GenBank genome assembly